UAUGGUGUGUAACGUCAUUAUAUCAUUGUGUUUUGCUAUUGUAUCCAAACUGAGACUUCUUUGUGCUGGUGUCUUUACAAAAAUGGCUUGAUCCACACCAGACCACCACGGAAAAUGGCGACUGUGAAAUAGAUGGAAGACGAAAGUCAUGGCAGCAGAAAUGUCAUGUCUGACAGGUGUUGAUGCAGAGGACAAGGAUGCUGACCCCGAGAUCAAUGCUCUCAUGCUCAUGCAAGAGCCGCUGAGAAUGACCUCCUGCACAGAUGCCUUCAGCAAGUCUUUGGGCCAGCCAAACAGUGUCCUAGAUGUUCUCUCCAGUGAAGAUAUGUUAUCCCCUGUUGGUUUGGGGAAUGGACCUUCUGUACAUCAGCCAACUGAGGCCCAUGAACUCAACAGCUUCUCCAAUGAUAAGGAGGAGGAAAAGAACAUCACGCCACUUAAAACAGUGCAAGAAAUUGGUGGGAUGUGGGAUUUUGAUAUAGACUCUCCUGAAGAUUCCUCAGAUAACUUUAAUAGUCCUAGUAAUAUUCCUUGGGAUUCUCAAAAAGAGCUUAUGCAAUUUUUGUGGGACAGCCAUGGAGACUCUCCAGGCGAAGAACCUAAAGAGGAGGCCACUCCCCCUGAUAUCCCAAAGAGACGGAAACGGAAAAUGGACAUGGUUGUAAUGGUAGACCCAUCUGAAGAGCUGUUUCCAUCAGAAGACCAAGAAGAUGAAAUUCCAGUCAUAAAAGUCUGCAAACCGAGGAUGUCUCCAUCAAGGAUGUCGCCCACCAGAAAUGUUACCAAGUAUACUAAUGGCACAACAAAGCCCAUCAAACAUAUUCUUUAUAGUACGGCAACAAGUAAUUCAAAGCAGAACAGUAUAAAUCAUGAGCUCUCACCAUUAAAAAGUCAAUUCACAAUAAACUCAUAUUCAGAGAAGCCUCAAGAAUACACUUGCACAAAAUGCAAAAUAGUUUUUAAGAAACAGAACCUGUUGGAUUAUCAUAUGAAGUCGCAUACACAGCAGUUGAAGCCUUAUGUUUGUAAAGAAUGUGGCAAGUCUUUUAAAAAGAGCGGAUUUCUUAUUGAGCACAUGUCAGUACAUAAACCCAAGACUGUAGAUAAAAAAAGUAGCACCCCUCAGUGGCUUUACUGCCCCCAGUGUUCAUUUGGAACCACGUGCCCCAAUAAAUUUGUACACCAUGCAAAAACACACCAGAAAGAUAAAAGAAAAAUAGUGCUAAAAUGUGAAAAAUGUCAAUUCAAGACUGAAGAUGAGUCUGACUUUAGGAAGCAUACUGUCAUGCGGCAUAGCGUUCCUAUGCCAAAAAAGCAUGAAGAGAAAUCCUCAUUUACUUGUAACAUUUGUAGUUCAUAUAAAACAUUUAGCAAACUUGUUUUCACAAAGCAUUUACUGCGACGCCACGAUCAAUCUCUGGAAGUCUAUGAAGCAAAAUACGGUUGUCUUACAUACACACAAAAAACCCUGACUGUACCCACUUCAAAAACUCACUUGAGAAAUGCACAGUUUCCAUCUAAAAUAUCCAUUGGAAGCCAAAAUUCCACUAAAGUGUUGUCGCACGAUUCCAACAACAUUUCAGAUUUAUUUAAAAAUGACAAGGUUAGGAGAGGUCCAGGGCUAUUUCAAAUAGAAUCAAAGCUUGACAAAUCUAUCAAUGAACUUUUUUCUCGUCAAAAGAAAGGACCAGCGCCCAUCGAUCAAAAGAAGGAACCCAAUCGCAAUACCGGCGACAAAGACCCUUAUGAGUUGCCUGAGUCACCUUUGUCUGAAAAUGACCAAGUCCAAUCAGAAAGCGAUCUUGAUCCUAGCUAUUCCCCAAGAACUAGAAUAGUAACAAUUAUUCAGAACAAAACCUACUCCAAACGCAAAACUGCCACUCCAAUUCACAGCACAUCAGAAGACUCAACUCAACCAAAACCGUCAAGUCCCAAUGGUAUGGAGGGAAAUGAGGACGAAUUUGAGAAAAGGGACUUGUCGCCAUUUAGGGAUAUCGACAACAACCACGUAGACAUCUUCAAACGACAAAAGCAAAUCAUUUACACAUACAGUAGAAGAAUGUCUAUGAGGGGAGCCCUGCAGGCAUCGAAAAAGUUAUAUGAGAAAAUAAAAAGUGAGGAACAAGACCAGAGCGAUGUUGAAAUUAAAGACGAGGACACAGAUGAAGAUUUAGUGAUUGAAAAAGAAACUGUCCAACCGCAAAACACCACUGAAGAGUUGCCAGAUAUCGAUCUCAACCGCAAGAAUUGUCCAUACUGUCCUGCUGUUUUCGAGUCAGGUGUGGGACUGUCCAAUCAUGUACGAGGACAUCUUCAUAGAAUUGGACUGAACUACAAGGCUCGUCACAAAGUGUCAGCUGAAGAGGUAGCUACCACUGAAGAGAAAUCUCCCAUUGGACCACGAAUAUCAACACUAAUGAAGAAAAGAGAAGAACUGCAGCAGAACACGGACUCUGAGACUGUGAAGUUAGUCCAUUCCUGUCCAUUGUGUGGGGAUUCCUUUGACAACAGGACAGGGCAGGCCAACCACAUCCGAGGCCAUCUCAAAAAGCUCGGGAAAGGCUUGAUAUCCAAACACAGAUCGCCAAUACUUCUACUCCGGGAGCUGAUGCGCGACAAGAAAGAGUACCAGAGGGCACUAGAGAUCAUAGGAAAAAACAACCACGUCCAAUACAACAAAGCAUCGUCCAAACUGUCGGAUUUUCGGACUUUUACACCACGCUUCAUAGACUCUAUGAAAGAGGACUGCUCUGAUGCCAAACCACUCACACCCAAGCUCUCAUUUGAUGAUAUUGUUUCUGAAAAAGGACUGGAGACUAAUUCGGACAUCAAAAACAACUCUGCUUUGAUAGGAAUUCUCAAGAAAAGGAAAUGUCAGGAAGACAGUGAGCAAUAUUCAGGAUCAAGACUUAUAUCAUCACUGCCACAUUCAGUUACAGAGAAAGAUGGAUUCAAAAGAAAGACUUGCAUCCAUUGUAAUGCAUCGUUUCACAGUGGAGUGAGCCUCUCCAACCACCUUCGAGCAUGUGCCAGGCGCAAGAAGAAUGGCCUACCUGAUGGAAAUGCUCUUGAUGGUAAAGUGAGAAGACAACGAAUGAGGCCAGGCCCAAAGAAGAAAAUCUUGCCCCUGCCUCAAACCCCAGAGGAGAUGUACCGACUCACCUGCAGGAUCAGUGCUAGGGACCUUUCCAUUGACAUACAGCCUUUGUGAAAGACGAUGCAGAGGAGCGGGUGGCGUCCCCUGAAAAGGGACAGCUGAAAGGAACAGAAGAUGAAUGAAAGUGACUGCAUGACCGAACAUUUCAUGACAUUGCUUAGACCUCAGUGUAGAGUUAUUAAGUGAUGAUGUCACUUUGGGUCCAACCAGAAAUUUCACAGCUGAUUUCUAGUUUUGUUUUUGUUAUUUAUUCAUCAAACAAGAGACAAUUACCUUUCAAAAGCAUAUGUUUAACCACAAAUUGUCAGAUAUGUAAAUAAUAAGCAUAAUUGUAGUAAUCUAGCAUUACAUUGGGUUACCAGUGUGUAUCUCACUGCCACUCACCGCUAAUGCUAGUUUUGCCUAGCUUAGCUUCUUACCUCAGCCACCCUCAUACACUUUCUCUCACAGCUAUAACUAUAGAUUCAUGCUUAUAACCUUGUUGGCUUUAAACAACUGCAAUUUCUAUUUAACAUGAGAUCGCUUAAAAGAGGAAAUUGUAAACAUGUUCAUUGUUUUCAAUCAGAUGUCAGACCCAAAAGUGACAUCACAUUCAACAACUCUAUAAUGCUGCUGCUGCUGUUCUGAGGGUGAAAUGUUGAAACUCACCCUGUGCUUGUGGUUCUUGUAGGUUCUGUGACUUGGUGUUCCAGGGCCCUCUGUCUGUGCAGGAGGACUGGGUCAAACACUUGCAGAGACACAUUAUGAACACUAGUGUGCCCCAUACCGGCCUGGCCAUGACGGAGGUCAGCUCUGUGCCCAAAGAGCCCUACACCAGGAAGUAUGAGCAAGACAGCAGCACCGGCGCCCCCUGCUGAGGCCACUGGACCUGUGCGCUUAAGACUGUAUGUGUAUGUACAUUGGAUGGUCUUCACUUUUAUUAGAUUAUGAAUUCUGGCCAAAACAAGAUCUUGAACUGCGGCGUCAACUGGACAUAUGUGACAUUUUUUUAAUAAUGCCAAUCUGUUACCAAUCUGUUUUACAUGUUUUUGGGGAGGGGAGGGUUCAUCUGCAACUGAACGACUGUUUUGUUUUAUGCAGUAAAUAUGUAGUGUGGAUCCAUUUUUAACAAGACAACUUUUACCUCAGAUUUUCAUGGACUGUCCAGCACUCUGCUCCGUAUGAAAUUCACAUUUAUAAAGAUGUUAGUGAAUAAAAGCCAAAUCACUGUUUUAGACUGUAAUCUGAAAGGAACUCUGCACAAUGAGAACAAAAACUUGUUACAUUGACUUUAGUAACAGCAUUUUAAUAUAGAUUCAACUCCUAAUACGCACAGACUGCUCUUCAUGUCACAUAUUUAAUGUUUUAAAUAUACCUUUUGGAUAAAUUAAUUUUCAAAUGUACUAUAUCACAAAACAUUUGUGUUGUUCU
Molecule: messenger RNA, 4567 nt
Organism: Periophthalmus magnuspinnatus
Lineage: Eukaryota; Metazoa; Chordata; Actinopteri; Gobiiformes; Gobiidae
Gene: znf644a
Product: zinc finger protein 644a
Exons: 6
Coding region: 149-3211 (1020 amino acids)
Biological process (GO): regulation of transcription by RNA polymerase II
Cellular component (GO): nucleus
Molecular function (GO): DNA-binding transcription factor activity, RNA polymerase II-specific; RNA polymerase II cis-regulatory region sequence-specific DNA binding
Source: RefSeq, a predicted model, not a curated record